GAAGGUGAAGGAUAGAGAGAGAAGAAAAGAUAGGACUGAAUUGAAUCGACACACAAACAAUCAAAACACUCGACAAAGUCUUCUUUCUUCCAUUCUCUUCUCUCAAACCCAAGAAAAAAGUUCUCCUUUUUUCAAACCCUUCAUCCAUGGCGUCGCCUCUCUUUCUCCUCUUUCUCUUCACCAUUUCCUUCUCAAUUCCCUCUCAAGCUCGUCCUUGCAAAUCCCUUUUCCUUUCCUUUUCCCUUCACCGUCACCGAACCCUCGAUUCCCCCCAUCCCUUUUCCCAGAUGGCCAUUAUCGUCGAUAUCACCGAGUUCAAAUCUUCCUCCUUUUCCUCUUCUUCCGAUCCCCUUUUCCCCUCCGUCGCCGACCCCACCGACAUCCUCCGCUUCGAUCUCCCUCGUCCUACCCCUGUUUCAGCAACAACCCAACACUUCCCUUACGAUUUCACCUCUCUCCGCGAUCGCACCAAGGAUAUUCUCAGCGUUGUUGUCGCUUUGCUCUUUGGCGUUGGCUGUGGCGCUCUCACUGCUGCCACUAUGUAUUUGGCUUACUCUUUGUUUGCUGGUCAAUUCGGGCAUCGCUCCUCUGUGUAUGAUGACUUUGGGGAGGAUGAUGAUGAUCUCAGUGAUGAUAACAAGGAGAAUAUUAAGAAGAUGGGUUAUAUCAACAUCCCUGACGACGUUGCCCCCGUUAAAUCAGUGGGUUUCGCUCUCUCGUGUAGAAUGAAAUGAUAUGGAGAGACGAAUCGCAUUGUGAAAGUUAAGGUCAAGUAGGUUGCAGGAAGGGAAUAAUUAUUGCACAAGAAAGGACUGAAGCUAACUAAGAACAGAAAGGAUUGGAGCUUUGGUGAUGUGACUUUGCGAGUGGAGUUUGGGAUUCCUUUUUUUUUUGGACGUUUGGCAUGAAGAGUGUUUGCCACAGAGAUGUCAGUGCUACGAGGAGUUUCUACUCAAUCCACCUUUUUGGGAGAGACUGGUUUCUUUGGCUUGCUUGGUGUAUGCGGUCUUGUAGGUUCUGUGGGGCAGGUGAGUUGAGUGGGAUCAUAUGGAGUUUUGAUCUUUGAUUUCAUGUUUCCCUCUCGAGUUUCAUUUCAAAGACCUUUUGUAACUUAUAAUUUCACGUAGUUGGAGCUCAUGUAGUGAGUAUUUCCCUUU
Messenger RNA from Cucumis melo (muskmelon), 1157 nucleotides. RefSeq lists its product as uncharacterized. Bases 147 to 734 code for a protein of 195 amino acids. The record is from RefSeq and is a predicted model, not a curated record. Lineage: Eukaryota; Viridiplantae; Streptophyta; Magnoliopsida; Cucurbitales; Cucurbitaceae. The transcript is spliced from 2 exons.